CUUAAAAAUUUUGUGUUCUUUGUUGUAUACGUCAUUUAAUAAUUCAAAAACUGUUUCGAAUUUUAAACGCAAUGUUAGAAUAACAAUUCGAAUUAACAAUUAUGGUAGAAAGUCAGAAACAAAUGAGCCCUGCUUUGACUAAAUCGUAAAACAACAGUGAACGGACAAUCUUUUUAAUUCAUUUUUUAAAUAGUAAUAACAUCAAUGGAAAAUUUAUCAAAUACUACCAUCACUAGCACAAUCAAAUUCGAAAAUCAAUCAGUGUAGUACAAUGUGGCUCGUUGUGAUUAUGUCUGUGAUGCUGGCUAAGAGUGUGUCUGCAGGAUGGAAUAAUACAAUCUACUAUAAAGUAUUAGUGGAUUCUUUCAAGGAUUCUGAUGGUGAUGGCUUGGGAGACCUGAUAGGCGCAACAAAACAGUUGAGUUAUAUUCGAGCGUUAGGAGCUGAUGCUGUUAUUUUAUCUCCAAUUAACGCCAAGAGCCUUGACUGUGACCACCCAGGUACUGUAGGUUUCACCGAAAUUGACCAACGCUAUGGUAAUGAAGACACAGUAAAAAAAUUAAUUGAAAAAUCUCGAAAAUUAGAUCUAAAGGUGUUAGUAAGUGUAGACGUGCGCAGCAUUAGUACUUUAUCAGAAUGGUUCAACCUUAGCGCUGCAAGGACUUUAGGUUAUGAGGACUGGGUUAUAUGGCGAGACACACCAGCCGACCCAACGAUUGAUGGCGUAGAGUGGGUGUGGAAUGACAUCAGAAACUCUUAUUACGCUUCUAUUAAUAACGAAACUCAACUAAACCUCUGCUCAGACGGUGUAACGGAAGCUUUUAGGAGAGUUCAAUGUAUUUGGCUUCAGCGAGGCUUUGCGGGACUUGUACUCAGUCCCGAUUUCGCCAUCAAUAGUGAAUGUGGAAUCAAAUUCGUACAAAAAAUGGCUACAUACGCACUCAGUUGUACCAGAGCCGCUAAUAUCAAGCCGUAAGAAUUUAACAAUCAUGUUAUAAACUCAAAUAUAUUUUAAAAUAGUUAAAAUAUUCAGACAGUAAGUGACAAACAAUUUUCAGACGUACCUAAUGGAUAGGCUCAUAAAAGCAUUUAAAAUAAGAACGCUUAAUUCAACUGUUUACCAUUAAUUAAUAAUCUAUUUCCAGAAUAACUUUAGCUGAUACAGCGUUCGAAAUAGAAGCCGCCGCAAGGUACUACGGAGACAGUGUCACUGUAAUAAGUAAUGCCUUAACUGGCCCGGUGAG
Molecule: messenger RNA, 1244 nt
Organism: Pieris napi
Lineage: Eukaryota; Metazoa; Arthropoda; Insecta; Lepidoptera; Pieridae
Product: maltase 1-like
Exons: 4
Coding region: 272-976 (234 amino acids)
Biological process (GO): oligosaccharide catabolic process
Molecular function (GO): alpha-amylase activity
Source: RefSeq, a predicted model, not a curated record